Molecule: messenger RNA, 1178 nt
Organism: Argentina anserina (silverweed cinquefoil)
Lineage: Eukaryota; Viridiplantae; Streptophyta; Magnoliopsida; Rosales; Rosaceae
Exons: 3
Coding region: 287-943 (218 amino acids)
Molecular function (GO): calcium ion binding
Source: RefSeq, a predicted model, not a curated record
CAACAUGCAUUCAAUUCAGCUAGAUCAUUUCCAAUUAGUUAAUACUUUAUUGUGAAGCUAGCUAGAAGUCUCUGUGACUCGAAUAUAUAUGUCAACUACUGUAUGCCUCCUUAUGCUUAUAGAUUUCUGUCAUUAUUAACCUACCUAACGCUGCAUUCAUCCAGCUAAUUCCACUAUACAUAGCAUCGAUCAGUACCUUAUUUUGGGUUUCCAUUCAAACAAAGAUCGAGCUAACUAGCUUAUCAAGUAGCUGGUAUAUCGUUCUGUUUAGCUAUAGUAGUUAGCUAUGGCGAUGGAAGAACUACAUGCAGCAGCUCUAGCAUACUACGAAAAUGGAACUCAACAUCUUCGGGAUCUGGCAGGGUCUUUCUUCCGAUCUAUGGACACCAAUGGGGAUGGUAAAAUCAGCUGCCUGGAGUUUAAUGACUUCCUCCAGCAAAGCGGCUACAACUGGAUUAUUAACGACCCAAACUUCUUCAAGAGACUCGACCGCAACGGCGAUGGAGGACUUGAUUUUGGGGAAGUUCUCACUUUCUACUACAUCAUUAAAACGAGGUACAUUCGAUGCCAAGGGUACCACUGCGGCAUACACCUCUGCGGUUUGUAUUUCACUUGCGUUGCUUGCUUUGACGGGACUCAUGAGCAUCAUUCUACCUUUGAUCUUUGUGCUACCUGCUACCGCAAACGGAAUUACCAUCACCACCAGAACCACACCUACUUCUUGGAUAAUCAUGUAUUUCUGCGUUCCAAACGAGGCCUUUCUCCGUAUGUUAAACCAGACCUCAACAAGACAAUGACUCCACCUCCACCUCCAGCAGUCUAUAAUAACAUCAAUUACUACAUUGCUGCUGCACCUGAAAGGCAUAGUUGGUUCCAAGUAUUUCGCGUGUUUGAGAUGUCUCUUGCUGCUGCAAGUGUGGCUGCUAAUUGUACAAUCAUGUAGCUAAGUAUCAUUGCAAAUUAAAAGGGUUUACUGUUGGAGACCAAAUUCGGUGUCUAAUUGAUGCUUACGAUUGCUGGAAAAUAAAACGAUCAAUGGAGAAUUGAUCACAGACAGCCAUUAGAGGAUUCAAUUGCACACGCCAUUAAAUGUAUGAAGGUAGAGGGCUAGAGGUUCAAAGAUCAUACAUUUCCUUUCCGCUUCAAUGACUCCAUGCAUGUAACCAAAGAUAAUAUGG